CUGCUGUUGGCUCUGACAUACUUGGAGUUCAGUCCAGCAGGACGAUGCUCUUUCCACUGCUGUUAUGGACGGCAUUGCUCUGUCACAUUUCAGAUGGCCGGUCUUCCUCUCAAAGACAUGAUCCGGUCAUCGACCAUUCUCCAACGUUUUCUGUUUUAGCUCCAGCAAAGAUAAGACCGGGAACAAAACAGAACAUCCUGCUGGAAGGUCACAAACUGUCCCAGGCAUUAGAAGUGUCCAUUAUGGUCUAUGAUUACCCAGCCUCCCAAUCUGCGUUAAUGACGGGCUCUGUUAUCCUCAAUUCAGACAACAACUACAGCGCCCUCAAAACCAUCGAGAUUGAUCCAAAUUUGCUACAAUCAGAUGGAAAGAAGAAAUAUGUGAAGCUAGUUGCUCAGUUUAGCAGAUUCCAUCGCACAGAAAGAGUAUUAACAGUGUCAUUCCGCUCUGGAUACAUCUUCAUUCAGACUGAUAAACCAGUUUACAACCCUGGAGACACAGUCCGUUGCAGAGCUUUUGUGUCUGAUGCUGAAUUCCAUGCUGCUGAGAGGACAAUUUCUCUGGAGAUUCAGAAUCCAGAUGGUAUUGCAGUAUAUGGUAUGUCCAGAGCCAAAGCAAUCGAUGGGAUACUCUCUAACACCUACCCCCUCUCAUCUGUAGUCAAAGAGGGCAAGUGGAAAGUGGUUGCAAAGUUUGAUCAGGGAAAAGAGAACAGCCGAGAGUUUGAAGUCAAGAAAUACGUGCUCCCGGCAUUUAAUGUCACUUUGUCUCCAAAGACAUCCCACCUCAGACUAGAUGCAGAAAAGCUGGAGGUAGAAAUAACAGCCAGGUAUCUUUAUGGUGAACCAGUGAAAGGUGUUGCAUAUGUGCUGUUUGGUAUUGAAAUUGAUGGUGAAAAGAAGAGACUCACAUCUAUGAAGCAAAUAAAGGAUCUGAAUGGAGGAAAUGUUAGUUUGUCUAUGGAGGAGAUAAAGAGGGCCUAUCCAGACACAAACAGCCUACUGGGGUCUUCUGUGUACGUCAAAGCAUCAGUAAUGACCAGCUCAGGUAGCGACCUUGUGGAAGCAGAGAAAUCUGGUAUUAAAAUAGUAAUGUCACCCUACAUGCUCUCCAUCAGGGACACACCAAAGUAUUUCAAACCUGGCCUGCCAUUAGGCAUGACGGUUACUGUGAGUGACCACGACGGAUCUCCUGCCCGUAAUAUUCCUCUUAAAAUCAGUUUUUUUGAAAGCCCAAUGACCGCAAACAGCGGCACCAUCAAAGUCUCCAUCAACAUGCCUGAAAUGUUCAGCUCACAGAUACUGAAAGUUGAGACAGCAGAUCCUUCACUGAAACCAGAACAGCAGGCCAUUCAAGAGAUGCGUGUGGAGCCAUAUGCCUCUUUUAAUGACUACAGGAACUACCUGCACAUCUCAGUGGGCAGCAGUCGAGUGGUGGUGGGCGACACAUUCAACGUUCAAGCUCACAUCAAAUCUAACUCACCAGAACGAAAAAAACUUGUGGAGCAGCUGACGUAUGCCGUCUUAAAUAAGGGAAACAUAGUCCAUGCUGUUAGGAUGAAUGUCAAAGACCUGGAUGUCAUAAACAUUCCUCUGCUGGUUACCUCAGAAAUGCUACCUGCAUUUCGCUUUGUGGCCUACUACAUUUUGCCAUGGCAACACAGGGCGGAAGUGGUGGCCGACUCUGUGUUUGUGGAUGUGGAGGACCGGUGUGUAGGUUCGCUUAGUGUAGGUCCAGUGGAGGGAGAAAAGCUCAAUUCAUACUCCCCAGGCAGCAGCAUUACAUUUGAAGUGAAAGGAGACCCGGGGGCAAAGGUCAGCCUGGUUGCUGUGGAUAAUGCCAUCUUUCUGUUGAGUAAAAACCGUCUGACGCAGAAGAAGGUGUGGGAGGUGGUGGGUCAGGGUGAUAUGGGCUGCACCGCGGGAGGAGGCAGGAAUAAUAUGGCUGUUUUCAGUGACGCAGGACUGAUGUUUUAUUCCAGCACAGGAGGAUACACGGACAUAAAAGAUUGCUCCAGCAGGUCUAGAAGACGACGUUCUGCUGCCAAACUGCAGCUCAGAGAGCAACUGGAGAAGGUAUAUUCGGAUCAGUUCCUGCAGAGAUGUUGCGUGGAUGGCAUGAGGGAGAUUCCCAUGCCGUAUUCCUGCUACCGUCGCUCCCUCUACAUCACCGAGGACUGGAGCUGCGUGUUGGCUUUCCUUCGCUGUUGUGCGGAGUACAGAGGGGAGGAGCUUGGUGUCGUUACCAGGCCUCCGACAACCACCCUUCCACCACCCACCACCAGCGCCUACAAGUUUCACAUGGAUUAUUUUGAGGAACGUGUUCUUUUCCGAGCUCCUGCCAGGACAGAGCUUUUCGGUCUUCCUGGGCGUAUGGGAUCUCCUCCCAUCCUUGAAAUUAUGGGAAUGUCCUCCAUCCUUGAAGUGCGAGAGGACAGUUAUGAUGAAAACAUCAGAGAAGAAGAAGAGGAGGAGGUGGAAGCGUUCGAUGAAGAUGAUUUAGCUGACUUGGAAGACAUUUACGUGCGCAGCAAGUUCUUCGAGUCGUGGCUGUGGACUGACAUUAGAUUACCCAGCGUUCCCAAGUCUGAUGGAUUGGCUGUACUUCCAGUGAACACCGUUCUUCCUGACAGCAUCACUCAGUGGGGGUUUCUAGCCGUUAGUGCUUCACCUCAGACAGGUUUCUGUGUGGCUGAGCCAUAUAACGUCCGGGCGUCAAAGCCGUUCUUCAUAGACCUGCGGCUGCCUCACUCAGUGUCCAGAAAUGAACAUGUGGAAAUCAAAGCUGUGGUACACAACUACAGGAACUCAAAACUGGAGGUCAUGGUGAUUCUGGAAAAGACAGAGGACAUGUGUAGCGUGGCAUUUAGUGGACAGCACAGACAGCAGGUUUCGGUACCGGCCGGCUCCUCCAAGCUCAUUUCAUACACCAUGAUCCCUCUUAAAACAGGAGAGCUCCCCCUACAGGUCACUGCGGUUGCGGCCUCCUUCAUGGGGCAGGAUGCAGUGAGGAAGAAUCUGCGUGUGGUAGUCGAAGGCAUUCAGACUAUUAAAGUGAGGAGCUUUGUGCUGAACCCCUCUGAGAAAGGAGACAGCGCUGGUAGACAGCAGAUAGAAGUGGAGAAGAUGCAGUUGGACGCCGUUGUGCCAAAAUCUCUGCCGGAGACAUUUGUUAAUGUCAGAGGUGAUUUGCUGGCAGACAGCAUUGAUAACUCUAUUAAGGAGGACUCUCUGGCAGCGUUGAUCCGGAUGCCCGGCGGGUGUGUGGAGCAGAACCUGGCCAGAAUCACGCUGCCCCUCAUCGCCGCCCAUUACCUGGACCGCAGUGGAAACUGGGACGCUGUGGGAAUAGACCGCAGAGAAGAGGCCAUCAAAUACAUCCAAAAAGGGUAUGAAAAUCAACUUAAUUACCGGAAAAAGGAUGACUCAUAUCCUCCCUAUUCUAAAGAAGGCACCAGUACAUGGAUCACUGCAUACGUGGUGAAGGUUUUCUCCAUGGCAAAAUCAUUUAUUAGCGUCGAUGAGAAGCAUCUGUGUGGUCCUCUGGUGUACCUGCUCAAGAAUAAACAGCGCCCUGAUGGAUCCUUUCAGGAGGACAAUCCUGUCUACGACACCAGUAUGACGGGAGGCCUGCAGGGCUCUGAAUCCAGAGUGUCUCUGACCGCAUUCGUGCUCAUUGCUUUGGCAGAGGCACAAAAUGCUGUUACCUGCCAAGAGCCAGACCUCAAUAUACAGGACAAGUCCAGAAAAGCAGCGGUGUAUCUAAGAGAGCAUUUCCCCCGACUGACGAGGCCGUACACAGCGGCUAUAGCAUGUUACGCUUUAGCUGUAUCCAACCACGGCUGCAUGAAGAGCAUGUUACUAAAUUUAGCCUCGCCUGAUCGUACCCACUGGCCUGACUCUAGUAAUUAUUUCUUCACACUGGAAGCUACCGGCUACGCAUUGUUAGCGCUGAUCAAAGCUGGUCACAUGGAAGAGGCAGCCGCCUCUUUUCGAUGGCUGAAUGAGAAGCGUGGCAUUGGGGGAGGAUACGGCUCUACUCAGUCCACUAUGGUGGUGCUACAGGCCCUGUCUGAGUACCUGGUGAAGAGGCCUCCUCCUGAUGACCUCAAUCUGUUGGUGCAGCUCAGUGUUCCUGGUCGCAGUGACGUACGCUGGACCUUCAAUCCAAAAAUUGCAUAUGUGGCCCGAUCUUCACGGGUGCGUACUUCCAACUUUCAAACUCUCUUUUGUAGACAAAUAUGGAGUUAUUAUCAGUGUUGGGGUAACAGUGUUUUCUUUCUUCUUAUUCUGCUGAUUCUGGACAUCGGCCUGCCCACCGGCUUUGAGCCUGAAAACUCAGAUUUAGAGUUGCUCACAAAUUCAGUGGAUCGCUACAUCAACAACUUCCAAGUGGUGGACAACCUGAGCGACAGAGGAUCCCUCAUAAUUCACCUGUUUAAGGUGUCCAGCACUCAGACAGACGUGAUCUCAUUCAGACUGCAUCAGAAAUUUAAAGUGGGACUCCUUCAGCCUUCUACUGUCACAGUGUACCAGUACUACAACAAAGAUAAACGCUGUAGCAGGUUCUACUCUCCUCCAGAAGACAAACAGCAGCUUGAUCAGAUCUGCAAAGACAGUGUGUGCCGCUGCUCACAGGGUGACUGUUGUGUACUGAAGGAAGACUCCUCGUCUGUUGGUAAAGACCAGCGAAAGGCCGCAGUGUGUAAUGGAUUACAUCAUGCCUACAGGGUCAAACUGAUCAGCGUCAGCCAGAGUCACUACGACCAGUAUGAGAUGGCGAUUGUGCAGGUUAUCAAAGAGGGGACAGAGGAAGGCUUGAACGAGCAGGAAAGAAGGACGUUCCUCUCUCAUGCGAGCUGUAGGCCAGGACUUGGUUUGAGAGAGGGUCAGGACUAUCUGAUCAUUGGGCCCAUCACUGAUGUUUGGCAUGCAGGGGGCACGUCCAACAAGUAUGUGUAUACGCUGGGUAAGGACACGUGGGUCGAGCGCUGGCCGUCCGAGUCUGAAUGCGGGGCUGGAUCCACACUGGAGGAGAAAUGCGGCGCGCUGAAGAGCUUCGAAAAGGCACUGACAGAAAGCGGCUGUCAGACUUGAGACAGAUGCUGGCAAAACUGGAUUUUGAGUCUACGGCAUUUUCACAUGCAUUAAAAAAAA
Sinocyclocheilus grahami is the source of this 5156-nucleotide messenger RNA. Its product is annotated as complement C3-like. The coding region runs from base 45 to 5096 and encodes 1683 amino acids. The record is from RefSeq and is a predicted model, not a curated record. Gene Ontology annotation, molecular function: protein binding; endopeptidase inhibitor activity. Gene Ontology annotation, cellular component: extracellular region. NCBI's taxonomy places the organism in Eukaryota, Metazoa, Chordata, Actinopteri, Cypriniformes, Cyprinidae. The transcript has 38 exons.